Molecule: messenger RNA, 660 nt
Organism: Papaver somniferum (opium poppy)
Lineage: Eukaryota; Viridiplantae; Streptophyta; Magnoliopsida; Ranunculales; Papaveraceae
Product: probable monogalactosyldiacylglycerol synthase 3, chloroplastic
Exons: 5
Coding region: 1-660 (219 amino acids)
Biological process (GO): glycolipid biosynthetic process
Molecular function (GO): hexosyltransferase activity
Source: RefSeq, a predicted model, not a curated record
AUGGGAAUUGCAGUGUGGGUUGAGCUGGAACUGUAUGUUAAGAUGGGUUUGUGUGAAUUCAAGAUGAAGGAGAUUGUGCUGGUUAUGUUGCAGUAUAUGGCUGUGGUUCUGGUGGUGUUCAUUGUUGAGUUUUGUCUGAGAGUUUCUCCCUUGGUGUCUCGAAGUAUUCUUGAAACUCUCACCUACUUGACUUGCAUAUGUUGCUUUCACAUUAUCAGGUUCAACAUUGGUGUCAACCGAUGCUACUGCCCUUCGGACGAGGUUGCUAAGAGUGCAUUGGUUGAUGGCCUAGAGUCUUCCCAGAUUCGCGUGUUUGGUUUGCCAGUCAGGCCCUCAUUUUGUCGGCCUGUAAAGAAAACUGCAAGAGCUCUCGGCGAAGCACUAUUCAAUGCAGAACUUGAUGCUUUUACUGGAGUCGAUAACAGUUUUCUUUGUUCACCACAGGUCAGAGGAUUCGAGACCCAAAUGGAGAAAUUUAUGGGUGCUUGUGACUGCAUCAUAACCAAAGCUGGACGUGGAAAAAUUGCGGAGGCAUUGAUAAGGGGCCUUCCAAUCAUGAAGCAAUGGAUAGGCAGUUGUAUUGCAGGUUCUGGUGUUGUGUUGGUGCAGUCGGUGUGUCCAAGGGCUAGCAGGGUUUUACUAAAACAGAAGUGUUAUUAG